Molecule: messenger RNA, 1027 nt
Organism: Magallana angulata
Lineage: Eukaryota; Metazoa; Mollusca; Bivalvia; Ostreida; Ostreidae
Exons: 2
Coding region: 404-1027 (207 amino acids)
Source: RefSeq, a predicted model, not a curated record
UCGGUGAAUUGACUGUUCACUGUAAAAUUCCGAACAAUAUUGUACUUGGUAUGGAAAAUCUAACUCUAGACCCUGAUAAACAGCUAUUGUUAAUCAAUCUCAAACAUUCCAAGACUGACCAGGUAGGAAAAGGUACCAUUUUGCAAAUUGGUAAAUCUGAGGGAGUUGGGUGUCCAUUCAAGCUUGUUGAGAAAUAUUUAAGUGUUCGCCCGUUGACUGCAGGGCCUCUUUUUUGUCACUUUGAUAAGACCCCGCUCACAAGAUACCAGUUUACGGCAGUACUCUCAAAAGCAAUAGUUCGUCUUAAGUUACCGGAGAACACAAGAUACAAAUCUCAUUCUUUUCGGAUUGGAGCUAGCACUGAAUUGGCAUUGCAAGGUUUUUCUGCGGAAACAAUUCAGAAAUGUGGAAGAUGGAAAUCUUCGUGUUACAAGUCAUACAUUCGCAUACCAAAAUUCUAACUCAUAGGCUUUGCUUAUCUAUUGUAGACAAAGAAAAAGUGUGGUUAGUGGGGUCCUCAAUACUGAAGCAUGCUCAAUUAGAAGCAUUUUUAAGGCCUGGAGGUCUUCACCUGAACCUGAAAAGGCUAAAUAUUUCAUUAUGGUGGCAGGGGUACAGUGGCCUGAAAUUGUCUCAAGUAGAGCAGAAGCUUAAAACCCUUGCAAAGGUGGGUCCUGCACCAAAUGUCAUUUUAAUACACUGUGGGGGAAAUGACUUAGGGGAGACAUCUAUUAGAAAGCUCAGGCUAGUUUGCAUGAAGCUUUUUCAAUUUAUUCAAACCAACUUCCCACAUUCUAAGGUCAUUUGGUCUUGCAUCCUUCCACGCAUACAAUGGCGUUAUUCUCAAAACUCUCGUGCUAUGGAAUCACAACGUAAACGCCUUAAUUCUUGUGCAUCCAGGUUAGCCUUGCGGUAUGACGGCGCAAUUAUCCGCCAUCCUGAUAUAAAGCAUGACUCCUUGUUCUUCUGUGAUGGAGUACACUUGUCAAUUCUGCAGGAUGCUGUUUUUUGCGAAACUAUGCAGUAA